This is a messenger RNA of Photinus pyralis (common eastern firefly), 745 nucleotides long. RefSeq lists its product as uncharacterized. The transcript is spliced from 4 exons. NCBI's taxonomy places the organism in Eukaryota, Metazoa, Arthropoda, Insecta, Coleoptera, Lampyridae. The record is from RefSeq and is a predicted model, not a curated record. Bases 77 to 679 code for a protein of 200 amino acids. Gene Ontology annotation, molecular function: protein binding.
CUUGGGAUAUCGCGUAUAAAAGCGGCGCGAGAAUUCAAUUCCUCAUCAGUUCAGACGUUUCUUUGUAGAUUUCGCAAUGGCGCAAGUAAGUUUGAAGGUGUUUAAUAGAAGUGUAAACGAGACGCGUCGAUUGUCCGUCGAUGAGUCGGUGUGCAGCAACUACUUCUUCAUCAACGAGAAGAUCCAGACGAUCUUCCCCAAUCUUCGCGGUGCCAAUUUCAAGCUGACAUGGAAAGAUACCGAUGGCGAUUACGUUCGAAUUACUGGCGAUGAGGAUUUAAUUACCGCCUUUACCGAAAUGGGCAACACGAAGGUGCUGUACGUAGACAGCGAGCCUAAUCAAAGCGCGAAUGGCUGUCCCUAUUCCGGGACCUUCGACUUGAAAAGUUUGCACGCUUUGGCGCGGCAGUAUCUGGAGCCCCUCAUGGCGUCACCGCAGGGCGAGCAGGUCGCCGAGACUAUACGCAACCUGGCCGCGGGGUUUUUAGGUAAACAACAAAACGCCGCAGGCGGCAAUGAAGCCGGUUGCUCCCAAGCCCAGUCGGCCGAGCAAAAGGUUGAGGAGGGACUCAAGAGGCUGCAGGAGAUGGGAUUUAAGGAUGACCCCGCAUUCGUGAGGAAGCUGCUCGAGCAUUUAAAUGGGGAUGUCGAGGGUGUGAUUAGAAUUUUGUCAAAGUAGGGGUGAUAGAUGUAUGAUAUUAUAGUUUGGGGGGUAUUUAAUUGUUUAAUAAAAAGAUACGGUGAA